Messenger RNA from Blepharisma stoltei, 1410 nucleotides. NCBI's taxonomy places the organism in Eukaryota, Ciliophora, Heterotrichea, Heterotrichida, Blepharismidae. The record is from the annotation of a GenBank genome assembly.
AUGUUAGUUCCCAAUUCAGCAUUUAUAAUUCUGAUAUCAUUCAUAAAUCGUUUCAUAUACAAAAUGGUGCAUCAUUCCUUUGAUAUUGAGCUUGGCAAAGAGAAAAUAGUCCUUUCCGAUGUUUCUUCUUAUAAACUUUUACUUUCAAAUCUUAAGCCACACACUACUUCUAUACAAGGCAAGCUUCUUCUUUGGUUUAAAAAUUCAAAAUCCCAACAUACUCUCCUUACCGAAAAGAACUUUCAAGACCUUCCUGCAUCAAAUUCCUGUAUAACACUUACUGCAGCAGCAGGAUUUUUCCCGACUCCUUAUCAGAUGAUUUAUCUUACAAAUUAUUUUGACCAGUAUAAAUCCACAAUCAAAGGUAAAAUCCGGGAAGUUUUCAGAAAACUUAUAUAUUAAUUGAAGCAGAUUUGCAAUAAUUUCAAUAAUAAACAGUCAAUAAUAUUUAUUAGGAACUAGAAAUUUUUUUCCAAAAAUAUGAUCUAAUUAACUAAAUUUCCUAUAAAACUCCGAUAUUUAGACUUAAAUAAGCUUGAAGUAAAUGAAUCUUUAAUUUCAGCUCAAGACAUGACUCAUCUUGCUAAUGCCUUACCAGUCAUGCAAUUUCUUCAAGAUCUUGAAUUAAGAGGAGGGAAAAUUGAACUAGACGCCGCGAUUAAUUUUUUCCCAAAAAUACAAGCUUUAUCUCAUUUAAAGUCUCUUGAAAUAUCUGAAAUUAAAUUAGAGAUCAGUGCAGUAAAAGUAUUAGGCCAAGGGAUACAGGAGCUUAAAGAGCUCAAAGAAUUUGGCUUAAUUCAAACAAAAAUAGAAGCAACUGGAAUGAAAUCCCUGGCAGCACCAUUAAGUCAGUUAGAAAAUCUGACAAAGCUCAAUUUGAGAGCUAAUGAAUUAGGAGGGGAAGGAUCGAAAUAUUUAGCCAUGUCUUUAGUAUGUUUGAAAAACAUAAAAAUAUUAAAUGUAAGCCAAAAUAAUAUUGGGGCUGAAGGAAUUGGGUAUCUAGCAAAAGUUUUGGGGAAAUUGAAUUUAGCAGAAUUUUAUGCAAAAUCUAAUAAAUUUGGAAUUGAGGGAGGGAAAAUUAUGAAAAAUGUUUUAUUGAAUAAUAAAUCAUUAGAGGAGCUUGAUGUUAGCUUUAAUAAACUAGAAGAUAAUGGAGCAAGAGAAUUGCUUAGUGGGGCUUAUUUUUCAAAUGUUAAGAAAAUCACAAUUUCUCAUAAUGAGACUUCACAGGCUAUUGAAAGAAUUAUAAAUAUUGGGAUUAUAAGGAAUAAAUGAGAAGUUUCAGGGGUAAAGCUGGAAUUUUGUCAGAAAUGCAGAUCUUAUUGUAUUGAUUCAAAAAUAUGUGCAUGGCUGCGUUUUUCUCCGCUUUUACUUGCAAGACUCUCUAGCAAAUCGUACAGACUUGUAUAG